Molecule: messenger RNA, 11078 nt
Organism: Etheostoma spectabile (orangethroat darter)
Lineage: Eukaryota; Metazoa; Chordata; Actinopteri; Perciformes; Percidae
Gene: kif21b
Product: kinesin family member 21B
Exons: 35
Coding region: 376-5487 (1703 amino acids)
Biological process (GO): mitotic spindle organization; microtubule-based movement; spindle elongation
Cellular component (GO): microtubule associated complex
Molecular function (GO): microtubule binding; ATP binding; microtubule motor activity
Source: RefSeq, a predicted model, not a curated record
AAUGUCUGAGCGCCGAUUCAACGUGAUCGCGUCUCUCUCAGAGAAGCGGUGCAGUUUCUGAUGAGCGCUCAUAUGCUUCUCUCAGACGCACUUUAAACAGGAUGUUGAUGAUGAGACAGACCACGGAAAGAAAAACAACAGCGGGUUAAACUCUGCGAUGUGACAAACACCCGUGAGCCAGAGAUGACCGCCACAGCGGAGGAGAAGAAGACAGGAGGAGUCCCGAUGAGGCAGCUCACCGCCGGCAGGUCUUGACGGCUGCUCCCGCUGACCUGAGACGCCCAGCACCGCGUCAGCACCGCGCGGUUUACACACACUGAAAACCGAACAUAGCCAAAAUACUCCACAUCCCAUCGGGGAACCUUAAAAGAGACAAUGGCGAACCAGGGCGACUGCUGUGUAAAGGUAGCACUGAGGAUUCGCCCUCAGAUGGCCAAGGAGAAGAUAGAGGGCUGCCAUGUGUGCACGCUUGUCACACCUGGAGAUCCACAGGUCCUCCUGGGUAAAGACAAGGCCUUCACCUAUGACUUUGUGUUUGACAUCGACUCGGAGCAGCAGCACAUCUACCAGACCUGUGUAUACAAGCUCAUCGAGGGCUGCUUCGAGGGCUACAACGCCACAGUGUUCGCUUAUGGUCAGACGGGUUCGGGGAAGACCUACACCAUGGGGACAGGCUUUGAUGUGAGCCUGGGCCAGCAGGAGCAGGGCAUCAUCACGCGGGCGGUUCACCAGUUAUUUGAAGGAAUCCAGAACAGGAGGGUGCGCGCCCAGGAGGCCGGCAACCAGCCACCCGAAUUUAAAGUCAGCGCCCAGUUCCUAGAGUUAUACAAUGAAGAGGUCCUCGAUUUGUUUGACGGUACCAGAGAUCCAGAGAGUCGGAACAGGAAGUCCAACAUUAAGAUCCAUGAAGACGCAAGUGGCAGCAUCUACACCACUGGAGUCACUUCCAGACUGGUGCAGUCAGAGGAGGAGCUGCUGCAGUGCCUAAAGCUUGGUGCUCUGUCCCGCACCACAGCCAGCACUCAGAUGAACGCCACAAGCUCCCGCUCACAUGCCAUCUUCACCAUCUACCUCUGUCAGAUGAGAGUGUGCCCGCAGGCUCAAAUGCAGAAUGGAGGUGGAGGAGGAGGAGGAGGAGGAGAGGAGAAUGGGGAUUUGAACGGCGUGGACUCAAGCCCCAUCGCUCAGCCGGAGUUCGAGACGCUGAUGGCAAAGUUCCACUUUGUGGACCUAGCUGGCUCUGAGAGGCUGAAACGCACAGGAGCUACAGGAGAGAGAGCCCGUGAGGGAAUCUCUAUUAACUGUGGACUGCUUGCACUGGGAAAUGUGAUCAGCGCUUUAGGAGACCAGGCUAAGAAGGGAGGACACGUCCCUUACAGAGACUCCAAACUCACUCGUCUACUACAGGACUCACUAGGAGGCAACAGUCGCACAUUGAUGAUCGCCUGCAUCAGUCCGUCAGACCGGGACUUCAUGGAAACACUAAACACACUGAAGUAUGCCAACCGUGCCCGAAACAUCAAGAACAAGGUGGUGGUGAACCAAGACAAGACCAGCCAGCAGAUCAGCGCCCUGCGUGCCGAGAUAGCUCGGCUUCAGAUGGAACUGAUGGAGUACAAGGCGGGGAAGCGUGUGGCUGGUGAGGAUGGUUCAGAGGGCUUCAGCGACCUGUAUCAGGAGAAUGCAAUGUUGCAGAGAGAAAGCGACACACUUCGCCUCAGGGUAAAGGCCAUGCAGGAGACCAUUGACCACCUCAACACCCGUGUAACACAUCUGCUGGCCAAUGAGGUCAGCGCUCUGCUGACCAAGUCAAGUGAGGGCAAUGAGGAGAUCGGGGCUUUAAUCCAGAACUACAUCCGAGAGGUUGAAGAACUUAGAACCAAGCUUCUUGAGAGCGAGGCUAUGAACGAGUCUUUGCGACGGCAGGCGCCCCGACUUUCCUUGCGUUCCCCAUUCCCUUCCUCUGCUCACAGCCCCGCCCCCGGCCACCCCCCUGGCUCCUCCCCUGCUCCCUUGUCCAUGGAAGCUGAGAUGACGGACGUGUUGCGCCGGGCCAAGAUGGACAUUGAGAGGCUGAAGAAGAAGGAGAGGAGGCAGAGGAGAAUGAGUCCAGAGUUGGAGAAAGGUCUGAAGAAACGAGUGAAGCUGCACACUCACGAGAAUGGAGAGAACGGGCAGAGUGGUCAAAACGGACAGAAUGGAGAGAUCGAUUCAGACGACAAUUACACUGAGGAUAUCAUGUCUCCACUGCAGGAGGAGAGUGGUUGUGAAGAAGAUGAAGGGGAGGAUGAAGAGGAGGGCAGGGAGGAGGAGGACGGGUUUGACAGUGACGAGAGCCUGGUGGAUUCAGACUCAGACUCCGAUGAGAAAGCCAACUUCCAGGCAGACCUGGCUGAUCUGACCUGCGAGAUUGAGAUUAAGCAGAAGUUGAUGGACGAACUGGAGAACAGCCAACGGAGGCUGCUGAUGCUCAAACUGCAGUACGAGGAAAAGCUCAUUCUACUGCAGAACAAGAUCCGAGACACUCAGCUGGAGAGAGACCGUGUACUGCAGAACCUCAUGUCUAUGGAGAACUAUACAGAGGAGAAGGCCAACCGGAUCAAGCAGGACUACGAGAAACGUCUUAAGGAGAUGAAUAGAGACCUUCUGAAGCUGCAAGUGGCACAGAAAGAACACGCACGUCUCCUGAAAAACCAAGGGAGGUACGAACGGGAGCUGAAGAAACUCCAGACAGAGGUCAACGAUAUGAAGAAAGCCAAGGUGACACUGAUGAAACAGAUGAAGGAGGAGCAGCAGAGGAGGAGGAUGGUGGAGGCAAAGAGGAACCGUGAGAUCGCCCAACUCAAGAAGGAGCAGCGCCGCCAAGAGUACCAGAUUCGAGCCCUGGAGUCUCAGAAGCGGCAGCAGGAGCAGGUGCUGCGCAGGAAGACCCAGGAAGUUACCGCCCUGCGGCGCCUGGCCAAGCCCAUGUCAGACCGUGUGGCAGGGCGUGUGGCCCGCUGGAACCAGACACCCCCAGUUACAGACUCUGGGGCUGAGUUAUCAGCCAGCACUACAGCAAGCAGCUCUGAACCUGAGACUGGGAGGACUGUGAGCGGGCUGGUGAGACAGUGGAACAACAAAAACAAUGUGUUUGGAUAUCUGGCAGAGAGUGAAGGGAGCAUGGAUGGAACCAGGGUCAUUGGCAGUCGGAAGAAGUUGCAGCGUAAGCCAGCGGGCGUUGGAAGCGUUGGAGUGGCGGGCAGAGCCAGCAGCUUCUCCAAGUCUGCACGUCAGAAGUGGCAAGCGCUUGAGCGUCGCGUUAUGGACAUUGUCAUGCAGAGAAUGACAAUCGCUAAUGUGGAAGCUGACAUGGAUCGCCUUAUAAAGAAGCGAGAGGAGCUGACAGUCCAUCAAGAAUCACUCUCACACAAGAGAGAGGUACUAAUGGCAGACGGAGAGGGACCAGAAGCAGAAGACCGCCUCCUUCAGGAAAUUACUGAGGAGAUUGAGGUGCUGAACGCCAACAUAGACUACAUCAAUGACAGCCUGUCUGACUGCCAGGCCACCAUUGUACAGAUAGAAGAGACCAAGGAUGAGCUGGACUCAGUGGACACCUCAGUUGUGAUCAGUUCCUGCUCUCUGGCUGAAGCACGCAACCUGCUGGAUCACUUCCUGAAGGCUUCCAUAGACAAAAGUCUACUGGUGGCUCAGAAGGAGGCUCAGGUCCGACUGCUGGAGGGUCAGCUGAGACAGACAGAUAUGAUUGGCUCAUCUCACAAUCACGUAAUCCUUGAUGCCCUGCGAGAAAAAGCAGAAUACAUCCCUGAGCUCCACGCUCUCAUCCACAAUGUACAGCAGGAAAACGGUUACGCCAGCACAGACGAGGAGCCCUCUGAGUUCAGCCAGGCGUCUGACAGCAGCGUAUCUCAAAUGAAAGAAUCCAACAGCCAAGAUGAUUUCAAAAUAAAGAUGGAGCCUCGUCUGUCAGCUCAGAUGAAGGCGGUGUCUGCGGAGUAUCUGGGUCCCAUCCUGGACUCCUCAUCAGGCAGCAAGCAGCAGCACAUCACCAAAUCUCUGGCCUCGCUGACAGACAUCCAGGAGGAUGGCAUGAGCCUAGGGACAAUGAGUCUGGGGCUCAGCCCGGCCCUGCGAGAUCCCUACCACAGGGACCGGGCCUUCCGCACCAUCAGCCUACCUGUCAGGGGACACACCUUUCCCAGGCAGUCUCGAGGUUAUGACACUUCCCCUCUAACAAGGAGGAAAUCUUACGACCGCGCGUUCAGGCCCGCUGACGGCUAUACUCCCCCCUCCUCCCCUCCUUUGAGGACCAGGAACGACCGCAACGUCUUCUCGAGGCUCACCAGCAACCAAACCCAAGGUUCUGCUCUGGACAAGUCGGAUGACAGCGACUCUUCGCUCUCCGAGGUGCUCAGGGGUGUGAUCAAUCCCAUCGGGGGUGUUAAGGGAGGUCGGACGGCACCCCUGCAGUGUGUUUCUGUAGCCGAGGGCCAUUCGAAGCCGGUUCUGUGUGUGGAUGCUACCGAUGAGCUGCUGUUCACUGGAUCUAAAGAUCGCACCUGUAAGAUGUGGAACCUUGUAACAGGUCAAGAGAUCGUCACCCUCAAAGGCCACCCAAACAAUGUGGUGUCAGUCAAAUAUUGUCCUUCCUCUUGUCUGGUCUUCUCUGUCUCCACCUCCUACAUCAAGGUGUGGGACAUCCGUGACUCCGCCAAGUGUGUCCGCACAUUUACUUCAUCGGGGCAGGUGGUUUCAGGGGAUGCUUGUGCUGGCACCACCACCCGCACAAUAACCUUUGCACAGGGCGAGUGUCAAAUUAACCAAAUAGCCCUCAACCCAUUAGGAUCUGUGCUAUAUGCUGCUGCUGGAAACACUGUUCGCAUGUGGGACCUCAACAGGAUGCAAGGGAUGGGGAAGCUGACAGGCCACAUCGGCUCUGUCAUGUGUCUGACAGUUGGACAGUCUCUGCUGGGCAAAGACCAAGUCAUCACUGGCUCCAAAGACCAUUAUGUCAAGGUGUUUGACGUGACAGAGGGAACUAUGGGUAAUGUAGGUCCAGCUCAUAACUUUGAGCCGCCCCAUUAUGAUGGCAUUGAGUGUUUGGCUGUACAGGGAGAUGUGCUGUUCAGUGGGUCCAGAGACAACGGCAUCAAAAAAUGGGAUCUGGAGCAGCAGGAACUCACUCAGCAAAUCCCCAACGCCCAUAAGGACUGGGUGUGCGCUCUGGCAUAUGUCCCGGGUCGGCCCAUGCUGCUGAGUGCCUGUCGAGGCGGCAUGCUGAAGGUGUGGAAUGUAGAGAACUUCACCCCCAUAGGAGAGGUCAGAGGUCAUGAAAGCCCAAUUAACGCCAUAUGUACCAACUCAAGACAGAUCUUCACUGCAUCCAGUGACUGCAGGGUGAAGUUGUGGAGCUAUGUGCCAGGCUUGACCCCGUGUCUUCCUCGACGGGUCCUGGCCAUCAAGGGCCGAGCCACCAGCCUUCCAUGAUUGCCUCUUCUCCGCUCAGCAACCCUCCCUUCCUUUGCGACAAGACGGUGAAGAUCUGGUCGUCAAAGGUGUGGAGGAAAAGGUGACAACCGAAGUAGCUCCUUUGUCGGCCAUCUUGCUGCAACUUUCUGGCCUGCUUGCUUCUAGCAAUGAGAUGUGACACCAAAAACACUGUUUCCAAGGCAAUCAAGGUGUUUUUUUUUUCUUUGUCAAGGUGCAAUGCAACAAAGCUGAAGUUGAAUAUGUAUUCAGGCAAAAAAAAUAUUUGCCUUUCAGAUUGUCUUUUUUUACUGCCAAUUUGAAAGUGCCAUUCAGGUGUGAUGCUACUUGGACAAGAUAAACUGCAUCUUCCCAGCUGUGGAUAGACUAGGCAGAACAAUUUAUCUCUCCUGGCAUGAAAACUACCACAGUCUGGUAUUAAAAGGACAAUAAAAAGUGUCCUUCUGUUCUUUUACCAAGGUUUUACAAUCCGUGUGGAACAGUGACAGAUGAAUUGGCUCGAAGACGUGCAUGUAUCUAUUGUAUGAAAGUCAUGACGCUGGAGGAAUUUAAAUUCCAGAGAGAUGUUAUAACUAACAACUGGGACCUCUGGCCCUUUCCUCCUUUUCUUCCGCUCAGGACUGUUAAGUGUUCAUUAGCGCUGUGACUGUUCUGACACUGAAUACAUUGAAGAGUCAUGCUAUAAGCUCAUUGUGGUGGAUGAUCAAUAAAAAAUUGUUGAUGAAACAUUUACAAUACAAUAAUAACAAUUACACAAAACACCAUCACUUGGUGUUCUUUUUUUUUUUUCCUUUUUUUUUUUUACAACGCCUUCCAUUUGCUUUUAAUGUAGUUGACAUGGCUUUCAGUAUGUCACUGAAGCUUUAAGGUGUUCCACAAGCCGUGUUAAUAUUUUUAAUGACAUUUACUUAUUUAUUUUUUCCCCUACCUCAGUUGUUUUGGAUUUUGCCGUGAGGGAAAAUUUUUACGGGUCUCUGUGUACAAACACCUAGUUCUUGGCAUUUUGAAGUCUUUAUUCAAUGCCUGGCUCUUCAUCUCUGUGUGGAUGAGUCCUCUGUGGCUUUCUGGCUAUAAGACUGUCUAGCUGCUGACCCUGCAAACAAGAAAGCACACGUCCAGUAGCGCAACUAAGGCCCCGGAGGAUCUGACUGGAUUGUAAUAUUUGCUCUGCAAAGUGCUAACUGUGACAAAAAAAUACACCCUUGCAAAUGCACAUGACACAAACGGUACAUACCUACAGCACACACUCCUAAGACAUUUGUGAGUCGGGUACUCAAUUGAGUGCCAGACCAUUAUCUCAACCAUCCUACAGUACGUGGUCCACACUUGCCAGUUAUCCUCCACAAAUGGUAAUAGGAGCCUCACCAGUUCCCCCCCUGCCUGCUUUCAGCUCCACUCUGAUCUUUGAGGUUAGUGACUGUAUCAGACUGACCAGCCAUACUAAAGAGUCCACCUCCUUCCCAGCUACUGAACUUCUCUGGGAAGCCAAUUUAAUUAGAGGUCUCGCAGCUCUACCGUCUGCUUGUCAGGCAAGAUUACUUGGGUGAAAGUAGGUCAUAACUGAGAGGGGGAUUUCUUAUUAAAAUCCCAAUUUUCCUCCACCCACGUUUUGCUGCUACGUAUAAAGAGAGGGAGAAACUUGCGGUACCCGUGCACUGAUAUACAAAUCUGCAGAUUAUGUAUGCACAAACCAUGGAACACAAACACAGGAUUUCAGUGGAUGUUUCGGUUAUCCAUCUUGCCUGAUAGGUCUUGGCAUCCCUCACUGUGUUGAUUUAGUGUCUCUUUAACAAAACAAAUUCAGCACUGCAGCAAUGCACUGACACACACACACACACACAAACACACACACACACACACACACACACACACACACACACACACACACACACACACACACACACACACACACACACACACACAUACAGGUAACAGUAAUAAUAACCAAAGUCUUAAAUUUUUCUUUGUAUCAGCUCAAAAUGUCCCGCAGCAUUUAGAAGCUUCUUCACAUACAUGUCUUACAGCUUGAUAAAAAUCAAUUCAUGUGUGUUAGUUUUCAAAUAUUACAGCACAGUUUGUUUGACCCCGGAAUCUCACUCCUGUUGAGAAAUACUUUGGUCAUUUAAUGCACUUUUUAUGUAUAACAGAAACAUGUUGUUUAAUUAAACUAAGCUUGGAUCAUAAAACAGCAGUCACAGUUGCUGAAGUUUAAACUUUAGAUGUACUUUUGCAAAUGCUCCUCUAAGAGGGAGAACACACUGUUGAUUGUUGAUGUAGCCAACCUGAGUUUGAAGCUGUGGAUGUGAUUGUGUGGAUGGACAAAAGUUGUUGAAGCAUUCUUGGUUUUAAUAUUCUACCAACUCAGGUAAAGGCUGAAGGAUAAUGUUAGUCAUACUUGACCCUGUGAAUUAAGGUAGCUCUUUGACCAGAUGCCUUGUUUGAAAGUUGUUGUUUUUUACUUUGAGAAAAAAAGGUACUAUUAUGUAUCACCCCUUUUUUGUAAAAAGACUAAUUUCCAUGUUUUGGUUUUGCAUUUUUUACCCUUUACUUAUUAUCUAUGUAUUGUGCUUUUCUCUUACGUCUUACAUUAUAGCUUCCCAAUCUGGCCAAAGCUGAAAGUAUUGCAACUCUUAGAAGAUGUGCACUGAUUUUUGACCAUAAUUACUUGUUAAAUAUAUGUAUAAAUUUGGUAAUUGUAUAGUAGUUUAACUGGAGUGUACAAAAUGUGGUCUGUAGGGAAAUUAACCUCCAUAACAUAAUGGGUUAUAAACUUUGACUUUGUCAGACUCCACUCUUCUCUUCACUGUAUAAGAUGUAUGUAUCUGUGCUCAUUAGCCAGACUGAGCCUUCACACCUGCUGUGUGGUGCGUUUCAUGUGAUAAGAAUGCUAAGCCAGCCUUCACCUCAGUUUUUUUCUCUUCUCCAGACUCCUACUUAUUGCUAGAGAAGAUCUUGUAGUACUGUAACUUUAGGCUCUGUCUUCGGUGCCCUGUGCUUGUACAUUUGUUGAAGGAUGUAUUUUCUUUGUGGUACUCAUCAAUGGAUUGAUUCCUUCAAAAUACAGCAAUUUAGUAGGCAAUUGCCUUUGUCAAUCUUAAUGUUAAACGCCUGAUUGGAUUUGUUAUUGAAAUGUUUUGGUUUGGCCAUUUGUUUUGAUUUGGAAGCAUUGACGGUCAAUAACCUUCAGUGUUCUUCACAAAAGAUGCUUGCUUGGAAGAUUUAGUAUAGCCAAGCAGAAGCCUUAAAUUAUUAUCUGGCUCUGGAUCUGGAUCACCCCCGCCCAAAGUUCUCCUAAGUUCUGAGUCUUGUAUUCUGCCAAUGUCAGCACCAUUUCAUUACUUGAUGAUGUGUAAAUAGGUGUGUCAUACCUUUUUUUUUUUAAAUAGAUAGGAGAUUUAGCCGAGGUUAACUGACGUCUUCCUCAUCAGCUGGCCCCUGAGAAUCACAGCGUAAACGCUGGAAGUUAGGAUUUACAUGCACUUUGAAUAAUGAACACUGCUGUGAAUACUCUGAAGUGUUUUUUUUACGAUAUGCAUUAAGCCUAUUUUUAGACUUAGUUUACAAAGUUGGAGUUUAUUGGUCCCAAACGAGGCUUAAAGCACUGAAAUUGUACUGAAAGGAUCACGUCUGUUUAGCUCAGCAGUAGGUUUAGAAAUCAGUUUUAUUAAUGUUUGUUCUGAUACAGUAUGUAAGGUAACAGUCAAGACAUACAGAAACAGUCCCCAGGAUAUCCCUGCCUUUAAAGUCACCCUUUUGUAUAGCAAAUGUUGCCUGAGAAUGAUAAUUUGACAGAGCAGCAUGCACACCUAGAUGCUCAGGAGAGUCCAUCUCCAUCCUUAUUUAUUUUAUUAUUUUGCUGGCAGUCAGCUGGUAUUCUGACAUUUUUCCUAAUAAUACUGACCACAAAUAUGCCAUAUUACUCUAUGAAAGGUAUGAUCUGAGAUACAGGAUGACAAGAUCUAACUGUAAUCUAUUUCUCCUGCAACAAUCAACUGCAGAAAAGGUUCCCGUAGCCCCUAUUAGCAUCUAGUUGAAAUUGGAAAGCUGUUUGACCAAAGCCAAAUAUCACUUAAAAAGAUGAUGCCUUGCUCACUCUUUAAAGCCACUACUGUAUGUGUAAUUAAAAAUAUCUGACUUUGGUUGCCACCAGUGGUAGUGCACCCACGAAUCUCACCUGGGGAUACGAUUGACCCUUCACUUAGCCACCUCCCUGUCAAAGUUUCCGUUCCUUCACAGAACGUAUCCCGUUUACAAUAACAACAGUGGCAGAUUUGCCACUCAAAAUAUCCAGUAACAUUACACAGAAGUAAACUAUUACUACAAAGAAAAACACACUUGUGUGCUUUAAUGUUUGUAUUAUUUUAAUGUGUAUGCUCCACUUUUACAAAAGAAAAUUAAGUUAUGAUAAGGACUAACCAAUGAGUUUGGCCAACAUAAUACUAUUUAUUGUAUGUAAUGCAAGUUUGGUUGGAGUUGCUGGAGUGUAACCUUCCAGAACAAAGAGCCAAUUGUUAUUAUAAACUCUGAACAGAUAUUUUUCUGACUUAACCUGUAACCAAACAUAAUAAUAUAGUUACUUAAUGACAUGUCUCAGCUUUUAACAUAACACUGGUUUACUUCUGCAGGUAGCUAGUCAGCCAGACAUGCAAGCAAAAGCUUGGAAAAGCUUAAAAAACAAGGUUUUGGCUCAUAUUAGAGCCCUGUGCACUCCUGCAGCAUGUGGAGAAAUCCAAAGCUUGACAGGUACACAGUGACUAGUUAAGGUUGCUAAGCUCCGACUGGACAAUUGCUGCUCGGGGGCAGGGUUUAGUGAAUGGUCAAUUGGCAAAAAUAUUCAAUGUGUAGUGGCUGUAACCAGUCUGUCUGAUAUUGGAUAUAGGACCCCAGGACUGAUACAAUAGGAGAACUGCUUGUCCAACUGAUGUGUGAUUACUAUCUGUAGCAUUUCCAGCCCAACCAUCCUAUAACUACUAUGACAUUACACCCAAGUAGUUUGCUCAGCUUCAGCCUUGUGCCUCAGCCAACAGGCCUUACUGCCUUAAAGAAACAGAAUAUGUUUGUAGGACAUCGAUAAUCAUUCACUUAAUAUCCUGAAUCUGUAACAGACUUAUUCUGAGGGUUGUAGAUUAUCCUACAGAUUGUAGAACUCUGUUGUAAAUCAGACAACUUCUCAGCUCACUGUAUCAGUAUGGCUGAAAAUACUUUUCACUUUGCCUGAGGCUGCUGAGGGGAUAGGAUCACAUUUAGACACAAUGAAGAGGGCACUUUACUACUUUGCUGCUUGGCAGCUAAUUGCUAUCACACACACCAACACAGGUCUUCUCUGCAGCUGCUCAAGUCAUUUUUCUCCAGGUGUGCAUCUUGUGGCAGUGUCCUUGAAAUAUGUAAUCAUGAGACAUAAAUGCAGGGUCAAAGGUUUGUGCCUUUUAUUGCACAGACUACUCCCUCUUAAAUGAGUGUAAAUGUGUACAGUUUUUUAUGACAAUGUGCAUGAUACCAAGCCAUGUAAAAUAUACUGCUGUAAAUAAUGUAAGUAAAUAUUUAAUGAAGGAUCCAACAUUCCCUCAAGAAAAUAAAUAAGUUAAAAACCA